AGCAGAUCAACUGCUCCAAGUCAAGGACUCCAUUCGAGCACUGCUCGUACCCUUUGCAGGUUUGAGUGGGAGCAGGUGAUCUGCAAGCUAAGGGUAACUGAAGGGUUUCCUCCUCCAACCCGCCUCCUCCUCAAGGAGCUCGGGAUGUCCAGCAAGCUUGUCGUUUGCAACCUCCACCACAACGCGCCCAUGACGGCGGAACUGGCGGUCGCACUUUGCCUGGCGGCCAGCAAGCAGAUCUUCGAGGCGGACCGGUUCGUCUCUUGUUUCCGAGCCAUGGAUGACGUGCAACCUGCCAGGAAGCUAAGGCAGCACGACUGGUCGUCCAGAGGGAUCCCCUGUGAGGGAGUGCCCGACCCUCUCCCGAUGCUGCUCCUCCAAGGCAAGGUAGCGCUGGUGGUGGGAUACGGAGAGGUCGGUCAGCGAGUGGCAAGAAUCAUGUCGGCCUUCGGGAUGGAGGUGUUGGCAACGAGAGCAUCGUUGAGCAGAGUCGCACGUGACAAGCACGCGGUCGUCCACCCUCCAGCUGAUCUCCUCUCCCUCCUGCCGAGAGCCAACGUUGUCUUCCUCUGCGUCCCGCUGACCUCCGGCACCUCCAAGAUGCUCGGGAGGAAGGAGCUGGCAAUGCUCCCCAAGGGCUCCGUCCUUGUGAACGUGUCCAGAGGAGAAGUUGUGGACGAGGAUGCGCUUUUUGAGGCCCUCAGCCAGCGAGAAAAUCUCUUUGCUGCGGGGAUUGAUACAUGGUACAACUAUCCCGCAACGAGCAAGGACACUCAAAGCACGCCAGUAUCAACGAGGAACGACUUUUCAAAGCUGACCAACCUUGUGAUGUCCCCUCAUAGAGGAGGAGCCGUCGGCCUGGAGGAGACGGAGUCUGCUCGUCUGUCGGCCAUCGCAGAGGCUCUCAACCUAGCGGCGGAUAGAAGCGAUGUCAGAGCGAUGCCGUGCCGGGUCGAUGUCGAGCGAGGUUACUGAGCCCCCGAGGGCCCGGACUCGAAGGAUCGGACCGCACUAACCGCCGCCGGAGCGUCGAAUCAUGAGGUCGGAGCCCCCCUGAUCCCGGAACUGAGUGGGAAAGCCGGGCAGGCUGAGCUGAGAGUCACAGUAAGCUCAGGGCCGCACUCCGUGCGCGGGCGGGCGGCCUGCGUCCUCCCGACCUCAGCCCCUGUGCUCCGAGGCCCAUGAUGCCGCCCGAUCGGACGUCGACGCCAGUCACAAGUUCAACCGGGUUCGCAGUCGUCGGAGCGUGCCGCCGCCGCCGGGCCGCCGGGUCCAAUCGCCGCUGGGAGGCCACCGACGGUGUGUAUCAUUGCGGCUAGCCGCCGGGCGGCGGCCAGCUGACCGUGGCAGUGCGAGCCUCCGUGAGGCACUUGGCCCGUUGUGACUUCGAAGCUGCAACGGUCACUGUCCGAUCAAGUUGGCACGGCCCUUCAACCGGCGAAACUUGAACCGGGGUGACCCGCCGCCGGGUCACCGGGUCACCGGGUGCCGCCCGGCAGGCGGCCGGGCCAGACGCCGCGCCGGGGCCUGCUGAUCCGAGCCUGUGUCACCGUUUGUGGCAAUCAAACUUGACAACGCGGGGCGGCC
Molecule: messenger RNA, 1587 nt
Organism: Guillardia theta CCMP2712
Lineage: Eukaryota; Cryptophyceae; Pyrenomonadales; Geminigeraceae
Exons: 5
Coding region: 145-975 (276 amino acids)
Cellular component (GO): cytosol
Molecular function (GO): glyoxylate reductase (NADPH) activity; NAD binding; hydroxypyruvate reductase [NAD(P)H] activity
Source: RefSeq, a predicted model, not a curated record